ACAAGGUACACCGGUAUCUUCUUAUAGUACACCAAAACCAUACAUUUGAAAUUUGCAAACCCAAAGGUGAAGCCUAGGCCUAUUGCUGCAUGCACUUCUUCCCUGUGCAACUCAUAACCUUGCACUACCAUGGGCCCCUUUUGGAGCUUCAUUCCUUCCUAUCCAGAGGUCUUCCUAGCAAUCAUCUGCUUUUUCGGGCUUUCCAUCUUCCGCCUCAUCAGACAGAGCCAGAAGAGUAGCCUCCCACUGAACUGGCCUGUUGUUCGGAUGCUUCCCUUCCUCGUGGUGAAUCGACACUGCAUUCAUGACAAGGUUGCGGAUCUGCUACGUGAGGCUGGGUGCACGUUCAUGUUCUUCGGUCCAUGGUUGCUGGACAUGAACAUCUUGAUAACCUGUGAUCCAGCCACAGUCAACCACUGCCUUAACACCCACUUCGAGAAGUAUCCAAAAGGUAGAGAGUUUGCUGAGAUGUUUGACAUUCUUGGCGAUGGGCUCCUUGUGGCAGACUCUGAUUCCUGGGAGUAUCAGCGCCGUGUGGCGACAACCAUCUUUGGCGCCCGUACCUUUCGGUCUUUUGCGAUGUCCAUAAUUGCAAGGAAGAUUGGUACUGUCUUGCUACCUUACCUUGACCACAUGGCUAAGCACAGUUCAGAUGUUGAGCUGGAGGGUGUUUUCAUGAGGCUCUCGCUCGAUGUCUCGUACUCUAUGGUGUUUGCAGCUGAUCUUGACUGCUUAUCAGUGUCUUCUCCGAUGCCUGUGUUUGGCCGUGCCACAAAGGAAGCGGAGGAGGCAAUGCUGUUCAGACACCUUGUUCCAUCAAGGUUGUGGAAGCUCUUGAGGUGGCUCAAUGUUGGGUCAGAGAAAAAACUUGCCAAUGCAAAGGUGGUGGUCAAUCAGUUCAUCUACGAGGAGAUCGCCAAACGGAUGGCACAGGAGAGCAAUGGGAGCCAGGCAGAUAUACUCUCCAUGUACAUGAAAGUGACCUUGGAUGCCAGCAUGAGUGAGCAGCAGAAGACCCAGUUCCUGCGUGACACUGCAGUGGGGUUCAUCCUUGCUGGGAAGGACCUUAUUGCCGUCACGCUCACAUGGUUCUUCUACAUGAUGUGCAAGCACCCGAAUGUCGAGGCAAAGAUACUCGAGGAGCUCAAGGGCCUGAAGAGCAGUACCUGGCCUGGGGACUUCUCAGUCUUUGAGUGCGACGAACUGCGGUCUGCCAUUUACCUCCAAGCUGCACUCCUCGAGACACUCAGGCUUUUUCCGGCAACACCAUUUGAGGAGAAGGAGGCCCAUGCUGACGACGUCCUACCAAACGGCACCAAGGUGACCAAGGGCACAAGAGUUAUCUUCUCGCUCUAUGCAAUGGGGAGGAUCAAAGGGAUAUGGGGCAAGGACUGCAUGGAGUUCAGGCCAGAGCGGUGGAUAUCCAAGAGCGGCCGCCUCCGGCACGAACCGAGCUACAAGUUCCUGUCCUUCAACUCGGGGCCCCGGAGCUGCAUUGGGAAGGACCUCGGCCUGAGCAACAUGAAGAUGACAGCUGCCUCCAUCAUACACAACUUCAAGGUCGAGCUGGUAGAUGACCACGCUGUGAUGCCACAGAGCUCCGUCAUACUGCACACACAGAACGGGAUGAUGGUUAGGCUCAAGAGAAGGGUGGCAGCGUGAUGCUUCCUAUCACUUAGUUCUUGCUGUAUGGGGUUUUGUACCCGUUUAUGAAACGAUAUGCAUUACUUGGAAUAUUUAGAAGUUUGUAUCCAUGAAUUGUAUGGUUAUUGGUGUUGGUAUCUAAAAACCUUUUACUUGAUUCUA
Molecule: messenger RNA, 1806 nt
Organism: Panicum hallii
Lineage: Eukaryota; Viridiplantae; Streptophyta; Magnoliopsida; Poales; Poaceae
Product: noroxomaritidine synthase-like
Exons: 2
Coding region: 130-1662 (510 amino acids)
Molecular function (GO): heme binding; iron ion binding; monooxygenase activity
Source: RefSeq, a predicted model, not a curated record